Molecule: messenger RNA, 2839 nt
Organism: Fukomys damarensis (Damara mole-rat)
Lineage: Eukaryota; Metazoa; Chordata; Mammalia; Rodentia; Bathyergidae
Gene: Mtrr
Product: 5-methyltetrahydrofolate-homocysteine methyltransferase reductase
Exons: 15
Coding region: 196-2298 (700 amino acids)
Biological process (GO): homocysteine metabolic process
Cellular component (GO): cytosol
Molecular function (GO): flavin adenine dinucleotide binding; [methionine synthase] reductase (NADPH) activity; FMN binding
Source: RefSeq, a predicted model, not a curated record
AUUACAGGCGUGUGCUGCCACCAUGCCCAGCCUACCUCUAUUUAAAAAAGAGGAAACAAAAGAUGUCUGAAUUGAGAUGGAAAGAAGUCUUAGUCUUUGAAGCGAUACUGGGUCAUAAGCUUUGCCCAGGAACUGCACAAUGUAUCAUAUUUUUAUCAGUGUCACCUCUGUGGUGGCAGCACGUUCCUUGAGGUGAUGAGGUUUUUGUUACUAUAUGCUACACAGCGAGGACAGGCAAAGGCCAUAGCAGAAGAAAUUCGUGAGCAGGCGGUAGUGCGUGGGUUUUCUGCAGAUCUUCACUGUAUUAGCGAGUCUGAUAAGUAUGAUCUCAAAACGGAAACAGCUCCCUUGGUGGUGGUUGUUUCUACCACAGGCACCGGCGACCCUCCUGACACUGCCCGCAAGUUUGUCAAAGAAAUUCGUGACAAGACGCUGCCCUCUGAUUUCUUUGCUCACCUGCGGUAUGGCCUGUUAGGUUUGGGGGAUUCGGAAUACACGUACUUCUGUAACGGGGGGAAGGUGAUUGAUAAACAACUUCAGAAGCUCGGCGCACGGCAUUUCUACGACACUGGCCAUGCGGAUGACUGUGUGGGUUUGGAACUUGUGGUUGAGCCAUGGAUCGCCGGACUCUGGGCGGCUCUGGAAAAGCACUUCAGGUCAAGAGAAGGGCAAGGGGAGACGAACGGGAGUCUCCCAAGGGCGCCAAAUGCCUCCUUGAGCACAGAGGCUGCGAAGCCAGAGUCAUUGCCUAUUGAAUCUCAAGUGGAACUUCUGAGAUUGGAUGAUUCAAGAAGAAAGGAUUCUGAAGCUUUGGAACAAAAUGAAGCAAAUAGAGGUCAAUCAAGUACUUUAACUGGAGACUUUGAACCCUCGCUGAUCUGCUCGGGACCCCCACUCGCGCAGGCCUCUCUGACUAUUCCUGCUUUGCCCCCAGCAUAUUUACAGGUGCAUCUGCAGGAGCCCCUUGGCCAGGAGGAAGAAAGUCAAGCAUUUGUGACUUCAGUGGAGCAGCCAGUCUUUCAAGUUCCAAUUUCAAAGGCAGUUCAACUAACUACCAGUGAUGCUGUAAAAACCACUCUGCUGCUAGAGCUGGACCUUUCCAAAACAGAUUUCUCUUAUCAGCCUGGUGAUGCCUUCAGCGUGCUGUGUCCCAACAGUGACGCCGAGGUGCAGGGCCUGCUCCACAGGCUGCAGCUGGCUGGAGGGCGGAACCACCGCGUCCUCCUGCAGGUCAAAGCCGACACCCGGAAGAGAGGAGCUGCCCCACCCCAGCACAUACCUGAGAAGUGUUCUCUCCAGUUCAUGUUUACCUGGUGCCUUGACAUACGAGCAGUUCCGAGAAAGGCAUUUGUGCGAGCCCUCGUGGACCACACCAGCGAUGGUCCUGAAAAGCGGCGGCUGCAGGAGCUGUGCAGUAAGCAGGGAGCAGCAGAUUAUAACCACUUCAUCCGGGACGCCCGCGUCUGCCUGCUGGACCUGCUCCUGGCCUUCCCAUCCUGUCAGCCGCCGCUGGACAUCCUGCUUGAACAUCUUCCUAAACUCCAGCCCAGGCCAUAUUCUUGUGCAAGCUCAAGUUUGUGUCACCCAGACAAGCUUCAUUUUAUCUUUAAUGUCGUGGAGUUCUUGUCACACACCCCAGAGGUGGCGAUUCUGCGGAAGGGCGUGUGCACGGGCUGGCUCACCACGUUGGUCGCCCCAUUUCUUCAGCCAAACUCACAGGCAUCGCGUGCGGACAGCGGAAAAGCCCCGACUCCUGAGAUAUCCAUCGCCCCUCGAGCAGCCAGUGCUUUCCGCUUACCAGAUGACCCCUCCGCCCCCGUCAUCAUGGUGGGUCCGGGGACCGGCAUAGCGCCCUUCAUUGGCUUCCUGCAGCACAGAGAGAAACUCCAAGAACAGCAGCCAGAUGAAAAUUUUGGGGAGAUGUGGUUGUUUUUUGGCUGUAGACAUAAGGAGAGAGACUACUUAUUCAGAGACGAGCUCAGGCAUUUCCUGGAGCAUGGGACCUUGACUCACCUAAAGGUCUCCUUUUCAAGAGACGCCCGUUUGCGGGAGGAGAAGGCCCCGCCGAAGUAUGUGCAAGACAGCCUCCAGCUGCACGGCCAGCAGGUGGCGAAGGUGCUCCUCCGGGAGCACGGCUACAUUUACAUGUGUGGAGAUGCAAAGAAUAUGGCCAAGGAUGUCCAUAACAGCCUUGUGGAAAUAAUAAGCAAAGAGCUCGGAGUUGACAAACUGGAAGCAAUGAAAACUUUGGCUACUUUAAAAGAAGAAAAACGUUACCUCCAGGAUAUUUGGUCAUAAAACCAGAAAAGAAAUAAGCCUUUUUUUUUUUUUUUUCUGAAAAUAUUGAACAGCCGUUUUAAUGAAGCUGAAAUUUAAAUCUUAAUUUUUUUUUUUUACUUUUCUUGGGGUCCAGAGGGAAGUGGGUCUCUUGACAGCGAUUCUGCCUGCCGCAUUCACCCCCUUCCUGUGCCUGCCACCCCACCCAAGUGCCUGUGUGUGGCUCCCAAGCCAGGUGUGGCCCAGCUCACCUGCAGGUCCCCAGGUCUGGAGAACUUGGCAACCUCCCCGGGUCGCCUGGGUGCAGCGCUGCCUGAGGAGGCUUUGGAGAGGAUGCUUGUGCAGGUGCCAGACCGGCUGGAAUCCGCUGGUGCACAAGGCUUGUAAACUUCCCUUGUCAACGUUUUAAAAAAAUAACGUGAAAGUAAUUUGUCUUUUGUAUGAUGUGUAUUCAUGAAGAAUACUCAUACUGAUUUAUUUAAAUUAUACAUGUAGACUCUACCUGUUUGUAUAUUUUUUUAACUAUCAAAUGAUUAUUACCAAAACUUUCUGAUAAAAAUAU